Messenger RNA from Castor canadensis (American beaver), 1010 nucleotides. Lineage: Eukaryota; Metazoa; Chordata; Mammalia; Rodentia; Castoridae. The record is from RefSeq and is a predicted model, not a curated record.
AAGAGAACUUGGCAGGCUUUCCUCAUGGCAGUCUCAUUCCUCCUUCUUCUGUUCCUAUGUGGGCCCUCCCAGGCUGUUACAGACACUAUCCAGGCCAUCUAUGUGGCCUUGGGGGAGGCAGUGGAGCUUCCAUGUCCCUCACCACCCACCCAACAUGAGGAGGAACUCCUGUCUUGGUUCCACAGUCCGGCAGCAGGCUCCUCCACCAUCCUGGUGGCCCAAGUCCAAGUGGCCAAGUCAAUUCCAGACCUUGAGAAACCUGGAAAGGAUUCCAGGCUCAAACUCCUGGGAAACUAUUCUUUAUGGCUAAAGGGGUCCAAGGAAGAAGAUGCUGGCCGGUAUUGGUGCACUGUGGUAGAUCAGUAUCACAAGUACCAGAACUGGAGGGUAUAUGAUGUCUCUGUGCUCAAAGGAUCCCAGUUCUCUGCGAAGGCUACAGAUGGAGCCUCCUGCUCUGUUCUCCUGUGCUCUAUGGUCCCUGCCAGACGUCUGGACACUGUGAACUGGUUGGAGGGGAAGGGUCCUGUGAGAGGACAUGUUCAGUACUUUUGGGGUGAUGGGGCUGCCCUGCUCUUGGUGUGCCCUAUGGAGGGGCUUCUUGGGCACAGGGGCCGUAGACCAAGAAUCAUCCGCUGCCUCAUUCCUCAGAAAAAAGAAGUCAGCUUUAGCCUGGCAGCCUCCAUGGAUGCUUCUCCCACCCUCUGUGCCCCUUCCAUGAGUUGGGAUGUGCCCUGGAUUCUGAUGCUGUUGCUCGCAGUGGGCCAGGGAUUCACCAUCCUGACCCUUGGCAUUGUGCUCUGGAGGCGGAGGGUCCAGGGGGCUCAGAACAGAGAGGCUUCAAUUUCUCACUUCAAACCUGAAAUCCAGGUCUAUGAGAACAUCCACUUGGCCCGUCUCAGCGACUAGCCUGAAGGCCUGGGUCCAGCACCUCUUUUCUCCUGCCAGGAAACCGCAUGCGGUGCUAUGACUGUGGUGGAGGCCCCAGCAACUCCUGCAAAGAGACAGUGACC